Molecule: messenger RNA, 2179 nt
Organism: Pisolithus orientalis
Lineage: Eukaryota; Fungi; Basidiomycota; Agaricomycetes; Boletales; Pisolithaceae
Exons: 3
Coding region: 79-1896 (605 amino acids)
Source: RefSeq, a predicted model, not a curated record
ACUUCUCACGAACUCUCCUGAGAGAGCAGCAAAGGCCGCCAUCUUCAGGUUCACGAAAUUGUAACGACACACUACGCUAUGGGCAUCUUCAAAAAGUUCUUCUCUAUUGGCAGCAAAAAGUCCAAAAGGCGGUCUGCCGCAAAAGCUGUUACUCAGCCGCCCGUCCCAUCUCCAAUCCAGAAGAAUCUUUCCGUGUCGCAAGAAGAUGAGGCAGAGGCCGCCGUCAGCCGUCUGUUGCGGUCAUCUUCUGCCCGGAUCGCUGCGGAAUCUGAGGUGGAUUUUGCUUCCCCUACCACCUCUACUGCAACUGUCUCCACUGUUUCGCAGCGCAGCACUUACUCAGUGACAGUGCAUGGCAAGGUUGUCCACAGUCGCACUGAAUUUCCGAACGCCUACCCGCCGAUGGACAAGAUUGUUACUCCAAAACGAUCACUCACAGAUUCCGCUCGCCGCCGCGCGAAGAGCGUGCCCAUUACUCCGCGAGACCAUAACCGUCUUCUGACGUUGCGUCAAGACCCAUCCGUCGCGAGUUUGCUCAACCACUACGACGAUAAGGGAUGUCUUGAUUCGGGUAUUUUCUCGAACACGACGCCUUCUUCACUCAUGGAAGGCCGCGUGCAGAGACGCCGGACAGGCUCAACGUUACGGCAGUUACUUGGUCACCCUUCAUCACCAGAACUCAGAGACAGUAACACUGAUGGUGACAUUUCUUGGGCAGACAAGUUCCUUGGGGAAACUGACGGGGAUUCUUCCGCACCCUCCUCUGGCCCCGCGACGCCUGCAGACACUCGUUUUACGGACGCUCACUUAGCUCAAACCGAUCACAGUAUUGCUAUUUCCACAGGGUGCGACUCGGCCACUUACCACCGUACCUUCUCUUCUCUAGAGGUCGAGAUUAGCAUCUCAAUGGAACAAACUCAUGAACAAGUUCCCGAUCAUACUAUGACACCACAGAAAGCUUCCGAAAUCUUUAGUUUCCUUACCGAGAGGAAGAAGGCACUGGAACUGCCUCCACUUCCGCGGCUCCCUCAAAUCAAAGCGACACCUAAUGUUUCUCCUGAAUCCCCACAACUGGAUACCCACCAUACCCGCAUGCCUCGUUACAAUAGUACUCGUAUACCUCGGUCAAUUUCCCCACCUGCCCACCGCCGCUCCUCUACCAUUUCUAGUCCAAUUAAAACGAAUCAUUCCUUGUCAAUAGCGGUUGCCUCUCAACUCCGCGAUGAUGCACAUGAAACCACCAAGCCUCCGCCACGCAUAGCUACGCAUUCCACUGGUCGAAGUACACGUGGUCCGCGCGGACCACGGACACCUUCCAAGUUACCUCCCCGGUCGGUCAAUGGGGUGGCCGGUACAGGGACACCUGGGACAGAUGGGGUGCAAGUAGGAACCAGCGCCAAUGAUGAGCACACAGGCACUCGAGCGGCCCUUGGCGAGAAGUCCAACAUUAGUGCAAUGUACCCAAGCCCCGCAUGCACCCCUGCAGCCAAGUCGCAUAUACCAAAGCUGCGUACAAGCUCAGGCUCAACCGUAGGAUCUGUUGAGUCAAAGGAGACUGCGGCAACAAAGGUCGUUCCUGACCCCUCUUACAAGACCGUCUCCGAGCCAGUUCAAUUUGCCGCGAAAGCUACUAUGGGUCAAUCUGCUGCCACCGGUACCCCAGGUAGCGAUAAAGAAAACGGGCUGUCUCGCCUUCCGCAGCCUGUGACGCCUGUUAGGCCAUUCGGAUUUCGUCCACCGUACCUCGUUGAACCCCCUUCUCCUGCGUCUUCAUCCGAACUCUCACCUGUAGCUAAACAGAUGAUGGAGAACCUGCGUCAGAAGCGGAUGCAGGCGCGUCAGAAAGAUCGUCAGGCUGGAAGGCUUGGAAGUAGUCACAGCAGGAUUCGCUAUUGAUGAACGUUGGCGAUUAUCGUUCACCUCUUUCUCGCUUGGAUGGCAUCGUUAUACUUUUAGUUUGCGGACUGGUUCCGUUCUGUUUCGAAGUUGGCUUGUGACUCCGGAGCCUAGCGUCCAUUCUCCCUCUAUUUCUGUCCUUACUCUCUUCCUUUUUUUCCCUCUUGCUUUGCAAGUCCUCGGCAUGUACAUUCACUAUCAUUGCCCUCGUUGUACAGCUGUCUCGUGUAUGUAUCCUUGUGCACUUGAGUCACUUAGUUGCGCGCGCGAGUUGCUUGCUGAG